Lathyrus sativus (Indian pea) is the source of this 663-nucleotide messenger RNA. The record is from the annotation of a GenBank genome assembly. Lineage: Eukaryota; Viridiplantae; Streptophyta; Magnoliopsida; Fabales; Fabaceae.
AUGCAAAAUAUUUUUGGUGACAGCGAUGACGAAGACAUUGAAGAUAUGGUUGUACAGCCGAUCCGUGCACAACCCAUAAGUUUGUACAGCCCGCCUGCUCACAUGCAAAAUAUAUAUGACGAACACGACGAUACAACCUCCGUGUUUGGAAGUGUUAUUCAAAACCAAAUAGGUGACGAAAUAGAGAUUGGAAUGGACUUCGAAAACAAGGAAGCUUGCGUACUCGCUCUUCAGCAUUGGCACAUAACACACAGUGUUGACUAUUGGUUGUAUCAGUCUGACUAUGAACGAUAUGUCAUUAAGUGUAAGAAACAAGACUGCGGUUUCAAGUGCAGAGCUUCCCUGAGAAAAAGGAACUUGAAAUGGGUGAUCGGUAAGCUUUCUGGGUCUCUCCCAUGCAGUUCGACGUCUAUGGCACAAGACCAUAGGAAACUCAGUUCAGAAAUGGCUAGCCAUAGCAUCAGGGAACUUGUCAACAGCGACGCCUCACUCAAAGUAAAGGUGAUCAUUGCCCAUAUUCUAGAAAAAUACGGGUACAUUAUAUCUUAUAGGAAGGCGUGGAUCGCUAAGUGCAAGGCGGUAGAGUCGCUUUAUGGAAAUUGGGAAACAUCUUACAACGACCUACCGCAGUGGAUACUGGUAAUGAAAACCUUCAUUCCAUGA